Messenger RNA from Neltuma alba, 1442 nucleotides. Its product is annotated as EID1-like F-box protein 2. Gene Ontology annotation, molecular function: protein binding. The transcript has 3 exons. Lineage: Eukaryota; Viridiplantae; Streptophyta; Magnoliopsida; Fabales; Fabaceae. The record is from RefSeq and is a predicted model, not a curated record. The coding region runs from base 220 to 966 and encodes 248 amino acids.
CUCCUUUUCUUCUCAUUUUGUUUUUAAUUUUGGUUUUCUUUUCGAUUUCGUUUUUGCGGAGUACUUGUGCUUCUCUGUUGUAUGCAGAGUGGGGUUUUCUAUAGGGUUUUUCCGGCUAUGCGGAAGCUGGGAUUCGUUAGCUAAGGGAUAUCGGGUUUUCUGAUUUCUUGUCUCUGGGAUACAUUCCACUUCCAGGUUCUUAGCUAUUUGGUGAAGAAAAUGAUUAUAACAAAGCAGUACCGAUGCAUACACUCAGCUACCUGUCAAUGCACUAAGGGCCAUUUAAGUGAAGACGUGAUAUUCUUAGUAUUUCACUAUUUAAAUUGGAAUCCCAAGCUAAUUGCUACUCUUUCAUGUGUUUGUAAAUGGUUUGAUGAUUUUGCCAAGCGGGUACUAUGGAAGGAGUUUUGCCGAACAAGAGCUCCGAAAAUGAUGAUUGAUCUGCAAUCUAGUGGGAGCCACAGUGUUGAUGGGAACUGGAGGGCUCUAGGAAAGCUCCUUAUUUACUGUUCAGGAUGCAAGAAAGGUGGCUUGUUUAAUAACAUUCAUAUCCCUGGUCACUUUGUUUAUAGAACUCGGUUUUCUAGAACAUCAGGAAAGAGCUUCCUUUUGCCACCAUGUAGAACUGAUGUCUUAUACGUGUCUGAUCCUUGUGAGCAUCUUCACCAAGGAGAAGAAGGGGAUAUAGGAUUCUUUCGCGGAAUUUUCAAAUCAUUCUCUACAUCAAAAGUUAGGAAGAUGCUUAUUAGCAGAGGUGCCAAGCUCCAUCCUACGGAAGUUUGUCCUUACUGUAAGGCAAAGUUGUGGAGCAUGCUGCAGGCCAAAAUGAUUCCGCUAAGUGCUAGCUGCAGGUUGGGUUCCUAUGAAGAUCGUGUUGAGUACUAUGUGUGCCUCAAUGGUCACUUGCUGGGGAUCUGUACCCUCUUACCGUUGUCUGAUUCAGAAGAGACAUCUGAGUUUGACUGAUACCCAAAUUAUUGUCAGAUUGCAACCAGUUUCUGGAUGAUAUCUGAAUAAUCACUCCGCUGGUAUGCUCCCGCGUAUUCUUGUGGUUAGCGGCAUCUGAAAUAUACGCGUACUCUUAUGGUGAUUCUACUCGAGCAAUUCAAGUUGGUGCCGCUUUUCUGAUCCAUGCCAGUCGGUUAAGGAUGGAAAAUGCUACUGCAUUUUUCUUUAUUGAACUAUUACAUAUAAGGUUAGCUGGCCAAACAGAGAACUAUUACACGUGAGGUUGUUACACUGAACUAGCUGAUACCUUUUAUAUCCAUGUGUUGAUAUAUGGCAUUGGUGACAGAUCGGUAGUUGAAUAUUCCAUUCAGUAUCAGUCUGAUUCAUUUUCAUUUCUCAUUAUCUCCGAAAGAUUUGAUCCCCUGUCCAUCCUAUUCUGCUGUACGGAAGAGACGUGAUUUUAUUCAUUCAUUUUUUCGCGAGGGGUUUUUUUU